Lindgomyces ingoldianus is the source of this 1963-nucleotide messenger RNA. RefSeq lists its product as uncharacterized. NCBI's taxonomy places the organism in Eukaryota, Fungi, Ascomycota, Dothideomycetes, Pleosporales, Lindgomycetaceae. The record is from RefSeq and is a predicted model, not a curated record. The transcript has a single exon. The coding region runs from base 121 to 1503 and encodes 460 amino acids.
GCAUCAGGCCAGCAGUGGCAUCCUGGCUCCAAAGCUGUGCCCCACUCAGCCUCCCUUUCAAACACUCAAUUACCUCUCCAUCCCUCUUGAGUCAAAGCAGGAGCUUUUGCUGGCAACAGCAUGUUUCGAUCUCGCCGGUUCUUCCUCUCCCUUCUCGGGGUGGUUACUUGGUCUACCACCGCUGCCGACACCGUCAUCUCCAUUCUCGACGCAGCCUCUCUACUGGGUACGAAAGUCUCCUUCGCUGGUGUCCUCAUUGCAGCAAGCGCCUUGGAUGUUGUUUGUCUGUGUUGUAUUGGGUUGUUUUCGGCCGAGUAUGCUUGGAAAAGAGAUGGAAUCGUAAGAACGUCAUCUAGUGCAAGACGUAUCUUGGCAUUGUCUUGCAUUCUACCUUCGAUGGCUGCCAUGGUAUUGUCGCUGGCCUCGAUCAUCACUAUUAAGAUAAGAGCAAAGGAAAUAUCCUCCGCUAAAUCCUCAGCCGCAAUUAACAAUUGGCCUGGAGACCUCGCUCCACAAUUCGCCAUAUGGGGCUUGGCUUGCCUGUGCCAGAUUGCGCUGUACACCUCGCCAAUAUGGGCGAAACCAACCAAUGGAACCGAACAGUCGGUUUCAUCUUCAGGUUCAAGAGACUCUGUCAUGUCAGAGGUUCGUACUUCCAACCAGACCAUGAAUUUACACAUGGUAGAAGCAACACAGCCAGCUUCGCCACUGGCACUGCCAUCUCCUACCUUUUCGGCCCGCUCGUCUCACUCCCUCAAGUCUUGGAAGGAGUCACUGAAUCACGUCGUCCAUCCUGUUACCUCUCGGACGAAGCUUAUCAACCGGCCUUCCUUUUCACGGGAUGCUCGAAGCAUCUAUUCUGAUUCUCACUCCAUUUCUAACGUCUCUCAACCUGAUGGCUUCGACACUUGGGAUACCAGCAGUGUUGAUUCACAGGCUAGAGACGCUGUGAUGCAAUCUGCACCACCUCGAGGCACGGUUUUAGGUACCGCCUUAGAACCCAUUCCAGGUAGCCGACCUGCGUCGCCGGCUCACGCUUUGGAUGGUCCUUUCCUCGAGGAAUCCGAUGGAAGGGCAUCUCCUGCUCUUUCUUUACCUCCAAAGAUGUAUCCAGACACGUCUCGACCUCCAAGCCCUGCUGUCAGCGAAGCACACAUUCAUCCACUCUUCAGGACCGAGAGUCCAGUUCCACCUCCAGAGGCUACGCCCGGGACAAGCAUAAUGGCCUCACCUCUAAGCAACCAGGUGAUUGCAUGUCCACCACGACCAUACAGCCGUAUGCGAUCCAAUAGCCGUGCUGCGAGCCCAAGUCCUCUCAUGCACUCUCAAUCAUUUCAUGACCGCACCAUGAACCCUCAGCGAUCUUCUCGAAGCCCUUCUCCUCCCAGUCGGGAGAUGACCCCACCGAUCCCAGAUUUUGUCCUCACCUCGUCGCCGAGAAGCAGCUUAAGUGGAACGCAGACGAGAAAGAAGAUUAAUCUUUACGUUGAUACGGGCCGAUGACCAUUCCAAUUUACGUUCGGGAGGCCUUUUUGGUGUAUAGGCAUGACUACGGAUCUAAUGUCGGGCGUAAUCCUAAUGGGCGACAUGUAAUCCUUACGAGAAACGAUCCAUUUCUCACGUAUGCUAUGCCCCAGGCACUAUCCAUCUUUGGGGGUCUUCUACAUUCUGUCGUUGCGAGCCUCCAUCUUUGGAAACCUUGAAUCUUAUGAGCGUUUGGUCUGGCGUUCUGUGUUUGUUUUGGGAGGGGUUGGGGGUACAGGAAAACAAAUGCAGUCCUUAUUAGUAUUACCUUUAAUCGGUCCACGCCACUGGCUGGGCGUGUUCGGAUAGGGUGCCAUGUGGUAGGGCUGGGUUGGGCUGGGAUGUAUUGAGAGUGUACGUGAUAUUGAAAUAUGUGUUCAGGAUCCUCCAGGUAGCAAUCUACCAAUUAAAGAAUCAAACGUUGUUGACUUACCUCUUG